Molecule: messenger RNA, 483 nt
Organism: Psilocybe cubensis
Lineage: Eukaryota; Fungi; Basidiomycota; Agaricomycetes; Agaricales; Agrocybaceae
Exons: 3
Coding region: 1-483 (160 amino acids)
Source: RefSeq, a predicted model, not a curated record
AUGAAACUUGCACUGUCAGUUGCCGUAUAUUUGGCUGCUGUGGCCUCAGCGUCCACCAUUGCGAGCACUACAGCAACAACGAUGAAGGCCAUCAUGGGCGACUUCUCCAAGCUUGGACAACAGUACGCGAAAGUUGUUGACGAUGUUAAUGCGUUCCCUCAAACAGGAACUGAGGGCGUUCAGGCCCUUCCGAGACCAGUCUCAGACAAGAAUGCCCGCAAAAUAUUUUCUACAUACAACGAUCUUACUCCAAACAUCUUGGAGUAUCUCAACGGCAUCACGGAUAAAGCCGCUGACUUUAAAGCCCUCGGCUCGGCAUCCUCUAAUACAAUAUUCUUAGAUUUAAUGGGUGCUGGUGCGCCUUGCAUCCACUUCGGAGAAAGUUUAAUGGCAAUGAUUCCUCCCGUUAUGACCGACGAAGCAAACACUAUGCUCAACGGGGUUGAUGCAGCAAGACAAGACGCCAUCAAUGCGCUUUCUUAA